AUGAAAUUAGGAUAUAAUGAAAUAAUGAUAACAUCAAAGUAUUUUAAUGAUAUUAAUGAUUUCAUUAAUUUAGAAAUAGGAAUUAAAAGAUUUCAAGGAAAUAUUGAACGAUUUCAUUUUAAUCCAAUUCCAUUAAAUGAAUAUUCAAGAAAAUUGUUUACUAAUAUUGAAACAUUCCAUGUUUAUGAAUAUGAUGAUGAAAUAUUUAAAGAUGGAAGAAUAUUUAAAUAUGUAAUAUGGUAUUUAGUAAAUUAUUCAGAAUAUUUACAAGAGAAAGAACAAGGAAAUAUCUGUAAAAAUAUAGAAUAUACAAAAAAAGAUAGAAAGAAAUAUGGAAAUACAAUACCAUCAGAAGUUAAAUCACUUGGAUAUGAAUGUUUUAUAUACUGUUAUUCAUUAACAACAAUUAAUAUACCAUCCUCAAUUAGUGUAUUAGGAAAAUGUUGUUUUUAUAAAUGUUCAUCAUUAACAUCAAUUAAUAUACCAUCAACAAUUAGUAAAAUAGGAGAUGGAUGUUUUUAUGGAUGUUCAUCAUUAAUAUCAAUUAAUACACCAACACCAAUUAAUGAAAUAGGAAGUAGAUGUUUUGAAUACUGUUCAUCGUUAACGUCAAUUAAUAUACCAUCAUCAGUUAAAUCACUUGGAUAUCAUUGUUUUUAUGGAUGUUCAUCAUUAACAUCAAUUAAUAUACCAUCAUCAAUUAAUGAAAUAGGAGAUGAUUGUUUUAAUGGAUGUUCAUCAUUAAAAUCAAUUAAUAUACCUUCAUCAGUUAUAUCAAUAGGAUAUUGGUGUUUUUAUGAAUGUUCAUCAUUAACAUCUAUGAAUAUAGAUAAUUUACAAUUUAUUAGUGAAGAUAGAAUAUUUAUGAAUGAACCAGUACUAGUUAGUGUUCAAAUACCAGAAAAUCUACAAAUAAUCAAUGGAAAGAAUAUUGAAAAGAAAGAUAUUAAUAAAUUUAUUAUUCCAUCUUCAAUUACUAAAUUAGGAAAUGCAUGUUUUAAUGGAUGUUCAUCAUUAAAAUCAAUUAAUAUUCCAUCAUCAAUAAGUAAAAUAGGACAUGGAUGUUUUGAUAGAUGUUCAUCAUUAACAUCAUUUAAUAUACCAUCUUCAAUUACAUCAUUUGGACGUGGAUGUUUUGAAGAAUGUGGAUGUGAAGAUGAAUUAAUGAAAAAUAAAACAAUACCAAGUUAUUGUUUUGAAUCUGAUGAAAGCUGGUCUGAUUAA
Messenger RNA from Entamoeba dispar SAW760, 1224 nucleotides. RefSeq lists its product as uncharacterized. The transcript has a single exon. The record is from RefSeq and is a predicted model, not a curated record. Bases 1 to 1224 code for a protein of 407 amino acids. Lineage: Eukaryota; Evosea; Mastigamoebida; Endamoebidae.